AUGGCGGGUCCGAUCCACACCUACGGCCCGACCUGCCUGCUGGCAGACGAGGAGGACGAGCUCUCCCCGCUGCAUUCCCUGCCAGCACCGCCAGAUGUACGUGCGCACUUCUUCUAUGUAUCAUCGCUUCCGAUCGAUGAUCCGCUGGCUCCCUUGCCCUCAGCAACGGGUCUAGCGACGAACAAUGAGCGCGCGCCGCCUCAGCCCUUCGCGGCUAGGGAUAACAUCGCCCUCGAGGCAGCUUGGCAAGAGCUUCGCCAGACGAGAGGUGCUGGCUCGCCGAACUCUCGGCCCCAGACCGCAAAGGAUGCGCGCACGGGCAUUGCUGUGCCUGGGAGGGAGCACUUUCUGGACUCCGGUUUGAUGGGGAGUCGAGGGAAUUCCGUGAACACGCCAACUUCCUUCCCAGAGGGCCAAUCCCUGAGAAGUCGACUCGAGCGCGAUACGAGCAAUCCAAAAACUCGUGCGGGUGAUGACUCGCGAGAACCCGACCUGGACAGCUUCGCUUCUCAGCGCAAACGGGACCGAUCCUCCUCCAUGAAGGACUCCACUCCUGCCAAAAAGAGAAACAGCUUCACGCCAGAGAUGGACGGGACCGACGAUGGAGAAGAGCGUGGGCCAAGUAUUCACGCCACACAUUCUCGGGAUGCCAGUAUCAGCGGUUCGCCGUUCGCAAGGGCUCCCAUUUCCCAGCGGAGCCACAGUCCUCUCGGUCGGUCGGUUGAAUCGCUCUCGUUACGGGACGAGGGCCAAGGAGAAAUCCCUAGAAGCAGUGCCGCUCAUCGACUCGCUUCAAAGCCCUCGGGGCUGAGAGCAAGCCUUGGUCCAGAUGAAAUGGCUCAAAAUUCUUCGAGAGAUGGAACUGAGUCGACGGCUCCUCAAUUGAUGAUUCCGGUGGGCGUCUCUCGGCUCCACUUGGUCGAGCUUCCAAACUUGAAGAUGAAACCCAUUUACUGGAGUCCCCUUCACGACAUCUCAAGCGUGCUUCGCGCUACAUGGUUCUACAGGAACACCAUGUUGCCCGUGGAGACCGAUCUGGCGAACAAGCUCGAGGAAGGAUAUAACUACUUAAAGCCAUGGACUGAAACAUGGCAGGACGAACUGAACAGUUGCAUGGAGAACGGUGCUGCUGCAGAGAUGAAAAUCGUACACCGAUUGUUCUCGAAAGACGACUCCCUUAGUCGGCCUGAAACCGCCCAAGGCCAACAAAGCGUUGAUUCUGAGGAAGCCGUCCAUCAUAUGACAUUCGAAAAUAACCAAGCGGCCGGCGGAACAGCUGCGCACUUGGAGGCAAUCAAGCCCUAUGUCAACUCCAGUGCGAUCUAUGUGGAUGCAAAGAAUGCCCAAAUCUUGAGACCCAGUUUACUUCCGUCCGUCUCAAGGGGACGACGCCCGCUCAGCGCGAUUCGGAAGGGUCGACAAAUCGGCAUCCCCGUGGUUCGGGGCUUCAGUCGCAAACUAUGGGACAAGCUGCAUCCAUCCAAGCCCAACCCCAUCGAUGUGAGGCACUACAUUCGACGCACGCAAUCACGAGACUCGGCUGCAGCGCCGGGUCAACAAAUCUGCUACGGUUGCCGAAUGGAGGAGCUGCGCCCGCAACCGACAGAUCUCGUCCUCGUCAUUCAUGGCAUCGGGCAAAAGCUCUCCGAACGAAUGGAAAGCUAUCACUUCACUCACGCGAUUAACGCGUUCCGUCGCGAGGUCAACAUGGAACUGAACAACGAGCCUGUCUGGCCUCAUGUCCGCCAGGAUCACGGCGGGAUCAUGGUCCUCCCCGUGAACUGGCGGUCAACGCUCUCCUUGGAAGAAGCCAAUAUUGACUCUCCUACUUCGGAGGACCUGCCGAACCAGUUCUCCCUCGCGGAUAUUACGCCCCAAACACUCCCCGCUGUGCGCGCUCUCAUCAGCGAUGUGAUGCUUGAUAUCCCUUACUAUCUCUCACACCACAAACCCAAGAUGAUAAAGGCAGUCGUUCGAGAAGCCAACCGCGUGUAUCGUCUCUGGUGCAAGAAUAACCCUCAUUUUCGGGAACAUGGCCGCGUGCAUCUUCUGGCCCAUUCGCUUGGGAGUGUCAUGGCACUCGACAUUCUGAGCCACCAGCCGACACACGUACCCCAGUUCGACUUUUCCACGACACCAUUGCAUCACGAUAUCUUCGAGUUUGAUACGAGACAUCUCUUCCUCUGUGGAAGCCCUGUCGGAUUUUUUCUUUUGCUGAAUAAAGCGAGUCUUCUCCCACGAAAAGGCCGAGACAAACCAGGCAGCGAAGGCGAGGAUCGUCUGCGCGGCGUGGCGGGUGAUGCUGACAAGUACGGCUGUCUGGCUGUGGACAAUCUUUACAACAUCAUGCACACAACAGACCCAAUCGCCUACCGCGUGAACGCAGCGGUAGAUACCGACCUUUCGAACAGCCUCAAAACAGCCGCAAUCCCCAGCUCGACCUCCACAUUCUGGCAAUCCCUCAGCAGCGUCUUCCGAUGGAGUCCCAAUUCAUCCUCAGCAUUCAUCCCCUCCCUCCCAACCUCCACCACUAUCACAGGAGCAACCCGCCCCGCAGCAAUCUCCAAACUCCCCUCGAACGUCGAGCUCGAAACGCAUGACUUCACCCGCGAAGAAAUUGCCGAGAAGCGCAUGCUUCUGCUGAACGAUAACGGCCAGAUUGACUUCUACCUCUCGGGCGGCGGAGGGCCGCUCAAUAUCCAGUAUCUGAAUAUGUUGAGCGCGCAUAGUAGUUACUGGACGCUAGCGGAUUUUGUGAGGUUUUUUGUCAUUGAGCUUGCAAGGAAGCCCGGGAGGGAGGGGACCUUGAGGGCUUUUCGAGCGGAGAAGAAGGUGGGCUGGAAGUAUUCUAAGGGAUAG
Messenger RNA from Penicillium lagena, 2859 nucleotides. Its product is annotated as DDHD family phospholipase. Bases 1 to 2859 code for a protein of 952 amino acids. The transcript has 4 exons. The record is from RefSeq and is a predicted model, not a curated record. Gene Ontology annotation, cellular component: cytoplasm. NCBI's taxonomy places the organism in Eukaryota, Fungi, Ascomycota, Eurotiomycetes, Eurotiales, Aspergillaceae. Gene Ontology annotation, molecular function: glycerophospholipase activity; metal ion binding.